Vespa mandarinia (Asian giant hornet) is the source of this 1548-nucleotide messenger RNA. RefSeq names its product DNA polymerase delta subunit 2. The record is from RefSeq and is a predicted model, not a curated record. Gene Ontology annotation, biological process: DNA strand elongation involved in DNA replication; DNA replication. Gene Ontology annotation, molecular function: DNA binding. Gene Ontology annotation, cellular component: delta DNA polymerase complex. NCBI's taxonomy places the organism in Eukaryota, Metazoa, Arthropoda, Insecta, Hymenoptera, Vespidae.
CUUAUUGGACGAUAUCUGACUAUGUUGAGAAUAGAGUGUAUAUAAUAAAUUAUAUCUCAUUAGUUCUUUUUUUUUAAUAAAAAUUAUUGAUAACAAAUUUUAAAAUUGAUAGAAUAUAAAUAAUAUUUUUCCAUGUGUAAUAAUAAAGUUACUUUUAUUCAUGGAGAAUAAUACAACCUGUGUUUUUGUUCGAGAUAAUAUACCGCUCAAAGAUUUUAAGAGGUUUUUAAUUCCUUCGGAAAACAUUCAUCACCAAUAUUCAAGUAUAUAUUUUACAAGAUUAAACGCAUUAAGGGAUAUCGUAAUACAAAAGGCAAAAACAAAAUGGGCUCCGUAUAAAAUAAUAAAUGUUUCAAAUCUUAUUGAAUUUCAAGAAAAUGAACCCUGUAUCAUCACAGGAACUCUUUAUAAGCAUCAAGAACUUAAAAAGUCUGCUUUGCAAAUGCUUUCAAAAGAACUGCAAUUUUGUCCACAACCAUUACAAUUUAAUUAUGAAUCAUUUAAGAAUAUCUUAUUUUUGGAAGAUGAAACAUUAAGAGUAAAAUUAACUGGUAAUCAUAUGAAUAUACAAAGUAUCGUAACUGGAAUUGUUUGCGCUAUGCUUGGUCGUCGACAAGAGAAUGGAACAUUUUGGGUAGAGGAUUGGUGUUUUCCUGGUUGUUGUUCAGCCCCUUCUACAUCUUGUAUAUCAAUAAGAAAAAAUAAAAUGAUAUUAUUAGUUUCUGGAUUAUCUUUGGUAAAUGAUAUAAAUUCAUUUGGAUUGACUCUCUUAUCCGAAUGGAUUAUAGGAAUGGCUGGAAAUUCGUGCGUACAAAAAGAAGCUGCACAUAUUGCACAUGUUAUUAUAGCUGGAAAUAGUGUAAAAGGUUUUAUUGAAACAUUUAAUCAUCAAAAUUAUUCGAAAAAACAAAAAUAUAAUGAAAUAACGAAGGAAACUAAGGUGGCCACUUAUAGACUUGAUGAAUUUCUUAAAUCCAUCGUAAAAUGCUGUUGCGUAACAUUAAUGCCUGGUGAAUUCGAUCCUGCAUGUCAUACAUUGCCUCAACAGCCAUUACAUCCUUGUUUAUUACCACAAACAAUAAGAAUUUACAGAUAUAAGAGUUUUAAUAGUGUUACUAAUCCUUGGAUUGGUUCUAUUGGAUCUCGUAUUAUAGCUGGAUCUAGUGGACAGCCUAUACAAGAUAUUAUGAAAAUUGCUAAUCUUAUAGAAAAUAGUCCUUUAACGUGGUUAGAGAAUACGUUAUAUUGGCGACAUUACGUACCAACGGCUCCUGAUAAAUUGUCAUGUUAUCCAUAUUUUAAAAAUGAUCCCUUUAUCAUAAAAGAAUGUCCAGACAUAUACUUUGUUGGUAACAUGGAAGAAUAUGAUACAAAAGUGAUAUCUGAUGAAGGACACAUAGUAAGAUUAAUUUGUAUUCCAAACUUUUCAAAAACUCAAACAGUUAUUUUGCUUGAUUUGGAAAGUCUAGAAACGUUUCCUGUUUCAUUUGAAGCUAAUUUAUGACAUUGAGCAUACUUCUUUAUAUUUUAUACUUAUUUUUAUACAAU